UGUUUGUUGGACCCAUCCACCUCCCUUCCCGUCCGCCAUAAGCGGUCUUUCUCACUUUUUAGUCUACGUCACGAGCUGAUGCAUUUAUAUUGUAGUCAGGACAUACUACAUGGCGUACAAAUGACACACCAAAAGCAAGAAUAGCGUUCUUAUUACACGCGUUUGUCUAUACACAUUAUAGUGUCAUUAGUACGCUUUUUUCGUGCAACCGGGCUGAGUGCAAACAAACACACAUCCCAGUUUAUAGAGGUACUCCUUAUCAACAUACACAUAACCAACUAACACAGUUUCUCUUCAUUUCCUUUCUUUUGUACAGCUAUAUCUCUCUUCCACAGCUGUGAAAUGUGUGGUGUCUGGGCUUUGUUUGGUAGUGACGACGAGUGCGUGUCAGUUCACUGCACCAGUGCCAUGAAGAUCGCUCACAGGGGCCCCGACGCUUUCCGCUUUGAGAACGUCAACGGCUUCCCAAACUGCUUUUUUGGCUUCCACUGGCUGGCGAUAGUCGACCAGCUGCACGGCAUGCAACCCUUAUGCAUCAAGAAGUUUCCUUUUUUGUGGCUCUGCUACAAUGGAGAGAUUUACAACCAUCAUCUACUGAGGAAGCAGUUUGACUUUGAUCACCAGACUCAAAUGGACGGUGAGAUUUUGCUCCAUCUGUAUGACCGCUUUGGCAUCCAGAAGAUGGCGUCUCUCCUGGAUGGCGCCUUUGCUUUUAUUCUGCUGGACACUGCCAACAGCAAAGUCUUUCUGGGAAGAGAUACAUAUGGUGUUCGGCCUUUGUUCAAACUCCUCACAGACGAUGGACUCCUUGCAGUCUGCUCAGAAGCCAAAGGCAUCAUGGACAUCGGUCACUCCAAAACCCAUCCCAAAGCCAACAUCGUUCACUUUCUCCCUGGGCACUUUGAGGUCUUUGAUUUGAAGCAGAACGGCAAAGUUCAGUCAAUUCAAAUGGAGCCGUUUCACUGCUGCACUAAAGAGCCUGCUCAUGCCAUCUAUGACACCGUGGACAGACUACCUGCAAGUUUUGACGAAGAAACGGUGAAAAGCAACAUCAGAACCCUGUUUGAGAACGCUGUUAGGAAACGUCUCAUGGCUCACAGGAGAAUUGGUUGUCUUCUGUCAGGUGGUCUGGACUCCAGUUUGGUUGCUGCUACACUGGUGAAGCUGGCCAAAGAGGAGAAGCUGCAGUAUCCUAUCCAGACAUUUUCAAUCGGGUCAGAGGACAGUCCAGACAUCACAGCUGCUCGCAAGGUAGCAGCACACAUUGGCAGUGAACAUCAUGAGGUGCACUUCACUGUUGAAGAAGGCAUCAAAGCAGUGGAGGAGGUCAUUUUCCACCUGGAGACCUACGACACGAGCAACAUACACGCCUCUGUUGGGAUGUACUUAGUUUCCAAAUACAUCAAGGAGAAGACGGACAGUGUGGUGAUCUACAGCGGAGACGGCUCAGAUGAGCUGACUCAGGGAUACAGUUAUUUCCACAUGGCUCCAACUCCCAAAGCAGCUGCAGAGGACAGCGUUCGACUGAUGAAGGAACUCUACCUGUUUGAUGUCCUCCGUGCUGAUCGAACCACUACUGCACACGGUCUGGAGCUCAGAGCGCCUUUCCUGGACCACAGAUUCACAGCAUACUACCUUUCUUUGCCUGAGGAGAUGAGGAUUCCUAAGGACGGAGUGGAGAAACACCUUCUGCGGGAGUCUUUCAGAGGUUUGAAUUUGAUCCCUGAUGAGAUUCUCUGGAGGGAGAAAGUACCCUUCGGUAAUGGUCUGAUGUCGCCGGAGAAGUUCUGGUACAACCACCUGCAGGAGUGCUUAGAACCAAUGGUGAAUGCUGACCAGAUGGCGAAGGCUCACAAGAGGUUCCCUCACAACCCGCCACGCACCAAAGAGGCCUAUUACUUCAGGCAGGUGUUUGAGAAGCACUACCCAGGCCGGGCCGAGUGGCUCCCCAAUUACUGGAUGCCACGCUGGAUCAGUGAUACUGAUGGGAAGGAAGGAAGGAACGGUCACAUCCUUAACACAAAGUCCUGAACUAUUCAUAUAUAACUCAACACCAGGAAAAGACGUAAACUAAACAAACCCUAAAAGAAUAUAGACACCUGGUCUAACCUUGUCCAAGGAUAUUCUGGUUGUCUGUGGACACCUGAACACUGCACCCUUAUGUCCGUCUUGUGGCUGCAGGGAUUUGCUCCCAUUCAGCCACAAGAGCAUUCAUGAGGUCCAGCGUUGUUGUCUAAAAAGGCACUGUAUGAUGUAGCAUUACGAUUCCACUUACUUGAAACCAGCUCAGAUCAUUUAAACAAAACACACAAGCCAAAAGUGCACAAACGUAUUACAUAUUUCAAACCUCCGCUCCAGUUGUUUCUGAUUUGUUUCUUGUUGGUUAUUGUAAAGCUCUUUGACGUUUCAUAUUUUAUUG
Messenger RNA from Sebastes umbrosus (honeycomb rockfish), 2419 nucleotides. RefSeq names its product asparagine synthetase [glutamine-hydrolyzing]-like. NCBI's taxonomy places the organism in Eukaryota, Metazoa, Chordata, Actinopteri, Perciformes, Sebastidae. The coding region runs from base 343 to 2031 and encodes 562 amino acids. The record is from RefSeq and is a predicted model, not a curated record. Gene Ontology annotation, cellular component: cytosol. Gene Ontology annotation, molecular function: asparagine synthase (glutamine-hydrolyzing) activity. The transcript is spliced from 11 exons.